Messenger RNA from Cavia porcellus (domestic guinea pig), 2426 nucleotides. RefSeq names its product LIM domain binding 1 (gene Ldb1). Gene Ontology annotation, biological process: nervous system development; positive regulation of transcription by RNA polymerase II; negative regulation of transcription by RNA polymerase II. The transcript is spliced from 11 exons. NCBI's taxonomy places the organism in Eukaryota, Metazoa, Chordata, Mammalia, Rodentia, Caviidae. Gene Ontology annotation, cellular component: nucleus; transcription regulator complex. The record is from RefSeq and is a predicted model, not a curated record. The coding region runs from base 796 to 1893 and encodes 365 amino acids. Gene Ontology annotation, molecular function: LIM domain binding.
CCCGCCUGCGUCCCUCUUUUGUUUUUCUCGGUGGCCCUCCUCCCUGCUCCCGCCCUCCCGCCGGCUCGCGGGGCGGGGCCGGGCGGCUCCUCCCCCGCCCGCCCCGGGCCGCGGUCGCGGGCGGGCGGGGGAGGGGGAAGGGGCCGGGAGGGGGCGGGCGGGCAGGCGGGGCGGGGCGGGAGGCCGGGAGGGAGAGAAAGGGAGAAAGGAAGCGGCCGGCGGCGCCGCGCGUGUCUGCGUGUGCGAGCGCGCGUGAAUGUGAGCCCGGCCCGCCCGGCCCGCGCCCGGCACAGGGGCCGGGGCCCGGGGAGCGCGGACGGCUGCGCGGCGGUGGAGCCGCGGGCGGCGGCGGGCAGAGUCGGGCGCGGCGGCGCGGAGCAGCCAUUGUUGAGGGAAACCGUGCGAACAAAGAAGGCUCCGGGCGCCCCGCCGGCCCCCGCCCCCCAGCGCGGCGCCCCGGCCGCGGCGCGCGGCCCGCUGCCCGGCAACUUUCCCCCGGGGCUGCGGCCGCCGCGGGGCCGGCCGAGGCUGAGCGGCGCAGGCUUUGUGCGGGCGGCUGCCCCGCUCGGGACAGGGCCCGCCGAAGUUGGCCCGCCUCGCCUCCUGCCCCUGCCAGGGCCCCUCGGGGCGCUCUCGCGCCUCCCCCGGCUCUUCAGUUCUCCCAGGUUGUUCCUCAAAGUCAUUCAAGCUGUACUCACCGAAGGAGCCCCCGAACGGCAACGCCUUUCCCCCAUUUCAUCCCGGCACCAUGCUGGAUCGGGAUGUGGGCCUCUUCCCUUACACAGCCCAACUCCCAUGUACCCACCUACCUACCUGGAGCCUGGGAUUGGGAGACACACACCUUAUGGCAACCAAACUGACUAUCGAAUAUUUGAGCUGAACAAACGGCUUCAGAAUUGGACAGAGGAGUGUGACAAUCUCUGGUGGGAUGCUUUCACCACAGAGUUUUUUGAGGAUGAUGCCAUGUUGACCAUCACUUUCUGCCUGGAGGAUGGACCAAAGAGAUACACCAUCGGCCGGACCCUGAUUCCACGCUACUUCCGCAGCAUUUUUGAGGGGGGUGCUACAGAGCUAUAUUACGUACUUAAGCACCCCAAGGAGGCAUUCCACAGCAACUUUGUGUCCCUUGACUGUGACCAGGGCAGCAUGGUGACCCAGCACGGAAAACCCAUGUUCACCCAGGUGUGUGUGGAGGGCCGGUUGUACCUGGAGUUCAUGUUCGACGACAUGAUGCGGAUAAAGACGUGGCACUUCAGCAUCCGACAACACCGAGAGCUCAUCCCCCGGAGCAUCCUCGCCAUGCAUGCCCAGGACCCCCAGAUGUUGGAUCAGCUUUCCAAAAAUAUCACUCGCUGUGGGCUGUCCAAUUCUACUCUUAACUACCUCCGACUGUGUGUGAUACUCGAGCCCAUGCAGGAGCUCAUGUCCCGCCAUAAGACCUACAGCCUCAGCCCCCGUGACUGCCUCAAGACCUGUCUUUUCCAGAAGUGGCAGCGCAUGGUGGCACCCCCCGCGGAACCCACACGGCAGCAGCCCAGCAAACGGCGGAAACGGAAGAUGUCAGGGGGCAGCACCAUGAGCUCUGGGGGCGGAAACACCAACAACAGCAACAGCAAGAAGAAGAGCCCAGCCAGCACAUUCGCCCUCUCCAGCCAGGUACCUGAUGUGAUGGUGGUGGGGGAGCCCACCCUGAUGGGCGGGGAGUUCGGGGACGAGGACGAGAGGCUCAUCACCCGGCUGGAGAACACGCAGUUUGACGCAGCCAACGGCAUUGACGACGAGGACAGCUUUAACAACUCCCCUGCACUGGGCGCCAACAGCCCCUGGAACAGCAAGCCCCCGUCCAGCCAAGAAAGCAAAUCGGAGAACCCCACAUCACAGGCCUCCCAGUAAAGGCCUGUUCCUGGCCACGUUGUGCUCUGCCUGCCUGCCCCACCCCUUACAGCCCUUGGGAGCAGAAGACAGCUGGAGAGACUGAGCAUCUAAAGUGGGCAGCCUCUAUCCAUCCACUUCAGGGAGGAACUGGACUCGCUGGGGCAGGUGCCAAGAUUUGCCCCCCAGUGGCCCCGGACUGGGCCUGGCCCCUGUGGAGCCUUUUUGUUGGGGGGAGGAGGGUGGUACUCACGCGGAUGCCUGUGUGGACCCUGGACCUCUGAGAUGUCCUGACCACCCCCACCCCAGGGCAUUGCUUCCAUCCUCCUCCCAGGUUCUGGGUCCCAUCCUCUUGACUUACCCUUAGAGCCUGAGGUUGUCUGUACCCACAGCCCUUAGGGUCUUAAAGUUACGGGGCUGGAUUGAAUGCACCUCCUCCUGGACAGCCGGAGAGAGAGGGGCAAAGUUCUGGGCUCUUCCUCCCCUCUGCCUCUUGUCCCAGCUCCAAGUUUUUAAAAAAAUAAUAUUAUUAAAAACGUAAGUUUAAAAAAAAA